Messenger RNA from Ceraceosorus bombacis, 3105 nucleotides. The record is from the annotation of a GenBank genome assembly. NCBI's taxonomy places the organism in Eukaryota, Fungi, Basidiomycota, Exobasidiomycetes, Ceraceosorales, Ceraceosoraceae.
AUGGACUCUACGCCACCUCAUUUGAAGCCACCAGGGCUGGAAGCAGAGCUGCCUGCUCCCACGUGGGCGGCACCAAGAGAAGAUACACUCUUGCCUUUGGGACAUGAGAAAGUCAACGCACGCCAUAGCUUUGGUAGUAGGCUAGACCCUCAGCAGCCGGAAUUGUCGUCUGCUUCAAAGGUCUCUAGUCCUGGAGCAUCUGGCAGCCCGCUCGGCCUCGGUCAGCAAUUUCGACCACCAUCCAAGAUAAGUCACUCGAGCAGCUCAGCGUCGCAGCAGAGCUCGACUGGACCUCUGCCUGUGCGGUAUGAUGAGGUUCCGGCUUGGAAUGAAGGUCAACGCCAAGGUCGAGAAGUUCAAGAUGUCAACACCCCUGCAGAGCGCCAUCUUCACCGCGACCACUCGCACGCAAAUCCUCACAUGUCCCAUCAAGUGGAUCUUGGGGGCUCUGUUGGUGGAUUUCAGGCGCCUCAUCUCGACAGAAGGCACUCCGGUGCCACACACGACUGGCAGCGACAGUAUCCGACAGCCUCGCACCGAGAAUACGCUCAAGUCGAUAAUCAGCAACCGACGCACGAAGAUAAGGUAUCGUCUUCGGAUUCGCGCGCGUGGGGUUCAGCACACCACUCUUCCACUGCAGCGUCCUCGUUCGGCUUCGCAGGUUAUGACGGAGCUGCUCAAGGGCCGUGGUUUGGCCCAACCUCGUCGAUGAGGAGCGGAGAGCUGGAACCUGGAUCACAUCCGUAAGUGGGAUAAUGUGGACGCGAACGGGACGGCCUACUGAUCCGCACUACCCUCGAACAUCUGAACAGGGAUGGACUACGUCCUCAUGCCUGGUUGCAAUCAGGGACAGUGGCAGAGCCCGCCGCGCCAUUUCCAAGCUCUCAUUCUGCUGGUUGGACCGCUUCAAGAGCGGAGCGCUAUGCAUUUCCGACGCCACAAAGUCCUUCGACAAUCACUGCGCAGCGUGCAGCUAACCCGAGCUUCCAGGCACAGACGCGGCCUUUGAGCGAAGUUGCCGCAGUCGGCGGCGAAACGGAAUUUAGUAUCUUCGUGGGUGAUCUCAGUGAGUGCAAUCACUGCAAGUCACGUCUUCCCAUUGCCCGGGCUUCGCUGAAGAGGGCCAGGAUGCCUUGCAGGCCCACACGUGCGAGAGGAAGAUCUGGUGUCUUCUUUCUUGAGCCCACCGGUGUACCCACCGAGUCAUCCUAUCUCCAUUGCCAGAGCACAUGCCCAGCAAGCUCGGGGCGACUACAGUCCGCCUCUCCGGUGGGGCCCCGCACCUUUCAGGAGCACCAAGUCUGCCAAGGUGAGAGGUGUCUUCUGAGCCUUCAUGUCCGGGAGAUGUUGCUGAGACUCCUCUUGAUGCUGCAGAUCAUGACGGACCCGAGCACCGGAGCAUCUCGAGGCUUUGGCUUUGUUCGAUUUGUGGACGGGGAGGACUGCAGUCGCGCGCUCACAGAGAUGCAAGGCGUGGUCAUUACUCCGGCAAAUGGCCGGGGCCCAGGUCGACCACUGCGGGUAUGCACGGCCACACCCAAGAAUCGCAAUUCGAGCGGGGCAGGCGCGCCUCUUACAGCACCAUCGAGCGCAGUGGACGGGCUAAGAUCAGGUGGACCACCGGAAGCGUACGCCAAUGCGCAAUCAGCGUAUCCGACUGCUGGGAGACCUGUGCCGCCGGGACCAGGCCCAUCCCAAAUUUACGCGUUAGGGGUUGAUGCGUCCUUCUAUGCUGGACACCAAGAUGGCAUGUUCGCUCCGCCAGGCAGCGCAGCCCGCGUCGGGGACGAGUACGGAGCAGCUGCUGGUUACGGAGUUCAGUCAUCACCCCCUUUCUCAGGCUCACGUAGCGAGGUCACGGUGUCUACACUGCCUCCACCGACCAUGUCAGCAAAGUUCGAGCCGGUGUUAGAGAUGCCUAGCAUGGGAGGAACCGAUAGCGCGAUGGACCCAAAUAAUACGACUGUCUUCGUCGGUGGGCUGUCGAGCCUGAUAUCCGAGGAGACGCUCAAGACGUUCUUCGUACCAUUUGGGGAGAUUACCUACGUCAAGAUCCCUCCUGGCAAAGGUUGCGGUUUCGUUCAAUUUGUCAACAAAGGGGAUGCUCAAAGAGCAAUUGAGCGAAUGCAGGGUUUUCCGAUUGGCGGAGGUCGUAUUCGAUUGAGUUGGGGCCGAAGUCAAGGUGAUAAAGCUGCAGCCGCUGCUGCAAAUGCUGCAUCACAGGCUGCCCAAAUCGGACAACUGGCAAAUUUGAGCGGCCUAGGGAGCUUGAAUGCGCAGCAGCUCACACAAUUGGCAGGCCUUAGCUCCGCACUGAGCGCUGUACAGAACGCUCGCCCACCAGCGGCCCCUUCUGCGUCCACGCCAGCAGCGUCAUCGACGUCUGACUUAAUACGUCACCUGUCAGCUUUGUCAGAAGCCGCAGCCCAAGGCAAUAACAACUCAGCUGGCCACGGAGCUAUUUCCACCUUUGGCGCAGCGCCACCACCACCCAUCGGCACUGGCUUCAGCUCCCACUCUAGCCUUCCGCUGCCAUCAGGCGCGAGCAGCUACAAUGAGCAAAACGCUUCCAUACCCGGCGUCUCCUCGAGCUCCGACUUUUUGCAGCAAAGGCCGCGCAAAGAUUUUCAAGCGCAAGGGGGACAGCGUUCGGGGAUCAACCCUGCUGAGGUGCAGCAUCACUUGGAGGCCUUGCUUCAGUCGCUCGGGCGAGGCGCAUCAAGUCCAACUACUGCUCAACAGAGUGCAAGUGAGCUCACUGAUCGCUUUGCUUCCUUUGGCAUUCGCGCUCCAAGUACGGCCCAAACCGGGGUGUCGUACCCCGUCGACAGUACCGAGCGCGUGCGUAGCCAGACGUACGACACCACUCACUACUCUGUGCAGCAACCGCAACCGCAGCCUCCACCUCUGCCCCUCUCCGCGAGGCCUCAAUCACAGCCUUGGAAUCAACCAGGUAGCACACCUCGAUCAGCGUUACCUGCUUAUCUGCGCCCUUCCGAAGCUGCAGAGACGUGGUCCAGGCCUGACAUGUUCUCCCCCUUCUCGCCCGCCUCUUCGCCGAAGCCGAGACGCGACGCUUCGUCUGAGCUUGAGCGCACACCGUGA